AUGGCCAAGAAGAAGGGAAGAAAGGGCAAGAAGGGCAAGAAGCCAAAGGUCGACUGCAAGUUCAAGAUCACCAACGAGAUGCUCAAGCCCAUGAACGAGAAUGUGGACGACUGUGACGGCUGCUGUCAGUGCGCCUGCGAUUGCGACUGCAGUCCGGAGUUGGCUCCCUGCUUCAUCCAGCCGACCAGGCCGGAUCCGGGUCCGGAGGCGUACGACGAGUUCGAGGCCUGCCUCAAUGGCAGCGGUCUGACCAUACGCGUCCUCAAGAACACCCACAAGGUGGAGAGCGUGAUGGAUGGCGGCGAGACUGCGCCCAACCUGGGCGCAGGCGAUGAUCCGUGCUAUCGCGAUGACCCCAAUGACUGCGAGCCCGCGAAGGAGUCCUGCCUGCACGAUAUGCUCCAGCGCAGCUCCUUCGCCCGCAACCACAUCAAGCGCCGGACCGGCGGCCGCAUCGUCAACCACCCGAACAUCCCCAAGGUGCGAGCCAACAUCAAGUACUCUGGGAACGAUGCCUGCGAGACCGACAACUACUACGUGCCCUUCUCGAAGAUCAAGGAAGCCUGCGACUUCCAGGAGGCCAAGGUCGACUGCUACCGCCAGCGUCUCUGCGGGGGAUCCGAUCCCAUCGUGCCCGCGCACUGUCCCGUACAGAACCAGCGAUCCUGUUCCAUGCAGGUCGAGCGGAAGGACAUCAUGGACACCAUGAAGGGCGUCAAUUUGGACACAAGGCGCAAGGGUAUCGAGGUCUGCUACAAGACCUGCGAGGAGACCGACAGCGACGUGUUCCUGGUAAAACUGGGAAGCAAGGCCAAGUCGCAGCACAAGAAGAACACCAUCGAGAUCGAGCUGCGGACGCCCAAGCAGCCCGUAACCCUUCCGAUCAGCAAGGUGACCACGGAGACCUAUGUUUCCGAGGAGAUGCUCAGCGGUGGCAAGAAGGGGAAGAAGGGCAAGAAGGGCAAGGGCAAGAAGGGCAAGGGCAAGAAGAAGAAGUAGAUCCCUAGGCACAUACCAUUCCCAUCGACCGGACUUGACGCUCACCCUUUCGGAACCCAUCCAUUGGCAUUUGGAAGCGACACAUUGAAAAUUCACAGCAGCAAUUAUUGAAAUUUGGUUCUGGUACUAACCCAUUCAUAUAAACCCGUCCAGUAAGAUGCACGAACACUCACUUUUUCGACUAGUUACGUAAAUGUACGCUUUUGAUUGAAUUAAAAUUUAAAAAAAUAA
Molecule: messenger RNA, 1230 nt
Organism: Drosophila mauritiana
Lineage: Eukaryota; Metazoa; Arthropoda; Insecta; Diptera; Drosophilidae
Exons: 3
Coding region: 1-999 (332 amino acids)
Source: RefSeq, a predicted model, not a curated record